AUGCCAGACGCGUUGGCGGCGCGACGAUGGAGUCUCAUUUUGCUGCUCCCCCUGCUGGCCAUUUGCCAGACGUACGAAAAGGAUUACUCGCCGCUGCUUGACCAAAAUGUCUCCCCCAACAACCCUGGCAUGGUGCUGCGGUUGAUGCCGACGGGACUGGCCUAUCUACGCGAGAUCGGCAUUAAGGUGGUGAACGAGCAAAUUCUGAAGCUGCCAUUGCCAACGAUCCGCGAGCGGAUAGAGAACGGCGAGGUGUCAAUCUACGGGGCGCAUAUCUCCAAAUAUUGGGCGCCCCAGGAGUACUCGCUCGACCUGGUGGAGCCGAACAUGUUCACGUGGAGCAUGUCAAAGAUGCAUAUCAGAGCCGCCGGGGAUUUCGAGGCUCGUCUCAACAGCCCGCUCCUCAUCCCCUCCGUCCCGAUCACCGGCCAUUUUGAGGCGCUGCUCGGCCACGUCGCCCUCACCGUGUCGGUGCGAUUAACCAGAACAGCACUCGGCGUACCCCAAGUCUCUUCCGCCCAAUGCCGAGCCCUGAUCGGCUACGUCGACUUGAACGUGCGCGACACGGGCAUCCUGACCGACUUCUUCAUCAAUGCCUUCAAGGCCUUCCUGAUCAGCAACUUCAAGCCGAUGGUCGAGGACCGGAUGUGCCGGAUGAUUCAGAAGAUUAUCGACCACGACAUGAACGCGUUGCUGACCACAAUGCCGACAAAGAUCUCGAUCCACGAAGAAAACGUGGACGUCGUCAGCGAGACGUUCAAGUUGAAGCCGCCGAAGAGCAAGCUGGGCAAGCUGGGCUUUAAAAACGCGACGCUGCUGAACUUUGUACAAAAUCUGCGCGAUCGUGACCUCGUGCUAGACUAUCGGCUGACCGCCGAACCGUUUGUCAAUGACGGCGCAAUCGCCAUGAUGGCCAAAGGCGAGAUUUCGUGGCGAGGCCUGGGCGGGACCCCGUUUUUCGCGCCGUCGAUCCGGGUGCCUGCCUCGCGCUCGGUGCACAUGGUUGAAUUCGUGGCCACCGACUACAUUGCCAACUCGCUGCUUUACCACGCGUAUCGCCAAAAAUUUAUGGAUAUCGUUGUUGGCCCCGAAUCCUCGCCUUCCCUGAAAGAGCUGUUGCACACCACCUGCGAAGCCGGCGUGUGCAUCGGCGAGUUUCUCGGCGGUCUCGGCGAGCAGUUCCCGCACCGUGAAGUCGAAAUCUUGUUCACGGCACGGAAGUCGCCGCUGAUCGUAUUCGUCGAAAGCCGGGCCCGCUUCCGCCUCCACGGCAACAUCAACAUGUUCGUCAGGGCCGGGAAGAACGCCACACAGCCCAAGCAAUCGGUGCUCCGCGCGGACACGACGAUGACCUCAAAUGUGUUGCUGUGGAUCGCCCACGGCAAGGUGGUCGGCAAUGCGACAAUCGAGAACCUCGACUUCAAAUUGCUGGAAUCAAAGAUCAACGACGUCGACCAGGGCGUAUUCGCCGACCUCGGGCUGUUUGGGGCCGAAUUCCUCGAGCAGCUGCUCACCGAGAUCCUCGCCAUCGGCAUCAAGUUGCCCACGAUGGAUGGUAUUCUCAUCAAAAGCCCGCGACUUUCCUUCCACGAGCGAUACAUGAAAGUGGAGACGUACUUUAAGCUGGAUGAAGCAUACGCUGGAGAGGUGGUCAACGGCGCCGUGCGACAAACGCUUCAGAACGUCGGA
Messenger RNA from Mesorhabditis spiculigera, 1689 nucleotides. The record is from the annotation of a GenBank genome assembly. Lineage: Eukaryota; Metazoa; Nematoda; Chromadorea; Rhabditida; Rhabditidae.